AAGAUCAUUUCUUAUCCCUUGACCCUUGGGCCCUUGGCGGAGUUUUCGUGGCCGCUUUGUUUUAGAGAUUAACCUUUUCAAAUCUUAUUGUAAGCAUUAAUAAAUAAAUAAAUACAAACAUAAAUAGAAGAUAUUCCGUAGCCUCGCAUUUGAAUUCAGACACCGAUACACACAACCAUGCCGACGCCGAACUCGCCGCCGCAACCGACGGCCGACUCCGACGCCGAGCAGGCCGGGCUGUGGGCUCAAAUCAAAGCCGAGGCGCGCCGCGACGCCGACGCCGAGCCGGCUCUCGCGAGUUACCUCUACUCAACGAUUCUCUCUCACUCGUCACUCGAGCGCUCUCUCGCUUUUCAUCUCGGUAACAAGCUCUGUUCCUCGACGCUCUUGUCUACGUUGCUUUACGAUCUCUUUUUGGAUACUUUUUCCAAUGAUGCUGAGCUACGCGCCGCCACGGUGGCUGAUCUACGCGCCGCCAGGCUCAGAGAUCCGGCGUGUGUCUCGUUCUCGCAUUGUUUGCUUAAUUACAAAGGCUUCUUAGCUAUACAGGCCCACCGAGUAGCUCACAAGCUCUGGUCUGAGUCUCGAAAACCACUUGCGCUUGCACUCCAAUCCCGAAUCUCUGAUGUAUUUGCUGUUGAUAUACACCCUGCUGCUACAAUUGGGAAGGGCGUACUGUUUGACCAUGCUACUGGAGUUGUGGUUGGUGAGACUGCUGUAAUUGGUAACAAUGUAUCAAUUCUCCAUCAUGUGACAUUGGGCGGGACUGGCAAGGCUGGAGGUGAUCGACACCCGAAGAUUGGUGAUGGGGUGCUAAUUGGAGCUGGAGCGACUAUAUUGGGGAAUGUGAUGAUUGGCGAGGGAGCAAAGAUUGGUGCUGGGUCGGUAGUUCUCAUUAACGUCCCACCUCGAACAACAGCUGUGGGGAAUCCAGCAAGACUGAUGGGAGGAAAGGAUCAUCCAUCACAGCACAAGGAUGUCCCUGGGGAAUCUAUGGAUCACACAUCUUUCAUGUCUCAGUGGUCUGACUACAUUAUCUAGUUUCAAGUGCUAAAGCCUGUAUAUACAUCAAUACCUACAGUAUCAUUUAUCUUAAGGUCUUAGUUGUCAUGGUUAAUUUGGAGAUAAUUUAGAUUGUAUUCCAUAAUGCAACUUCACAAAUGUUUUGUUUCUCUAUGAACUGCUGGGAGUGCAGAUAAUAUGGGAAGCCUCGAGCAGAUGCUGCCUUGUUUUCCUUUUGGAAAUUCAGAAUCUUUUCCAUUAAA
Messenger RNA from Daucus carota subsp. sativus, 1265 nucleotides. Its product is annotated as serine acetyltransferase 5-like. Gene Ontology annotation, cellular component: cytosol; cytoplasm. The transcript is spliced from 2 exons. Gene Ontology annotation, molecular function: L-serine O-acetyltransferase activity. The coding region runs from base 178 to 1041 and encodes 287 amino acids. NCBI's taxonomy places the organism in Eukaryota, Viridiplantae, Streptophyta, Magnoliopsida, Apiales, Apiaceae. The record is from RefSeq and is a predicted model, not a curated record.